Molecule: messenger RNA, 3544 nt
Organism: Carassius gibelio (silver crucian carp)
Lineage: Eukaryota; Metazoa; Chordata; Actinopteri; Cypriniformes; Cyprinidae
Product: phospholipid phosphatase 1
Exons: 6
Coding region: 244-1134 (296 amino acids)
Biological process (GO): phospholipid metabolic process; phospholipid dephosphorylation; signal transduction
Molecular function (GO): phosphatidate phosphatase activity
Source: RefSeq, a predicted model, not a curated record
GAUUGACAGACGGAGGGAUUGACCUCACCAUCAUGCUUUACAUGCAGUAACCGGAGAUCUAACGGUGACGAACGUCGGACCAUCGCCUUAAAACUCACACGAUUCGCGUUCGUCCAUAACGAAGAUAACAGAAAGGUGUCUGGAGAAGCAGCCGGGUGUUUCUUCGCUCGAUGACCAGAUUAUCGGCAGUUUAACUAAUGCGUUCUACUUAAUAAGCCGCGUUGUUUUAUCAUAUGUUAAUAAAUGCUCAACUGUAAGUUGUCCAAAGACUCCAGAAGUGUGUUUUCGGAACUGAGAAUGUUCGAGACUCAAGGAAUCUUCGGGGUUUGUGUGGAUGUGAGCUGUUUGCUGCUCGCUGGACUUCCAUUUGCGAUACUGAAUAUUCAGCACACGCCGUUCAAAAGAGGCUUUUUUUGCAGCGAUGACUCCAUCAGGUACCCCUUUAAAGAAGAUACCAUAUCCUACCAGUUACUGAUGGGGAUAAUGAUUCCAUUCGCGCUGUUGACAAUAAUCUUUGGAGAGUGUUUUUCGAUAUAUCUGCGGUCCAGAGCUUCUUUCAGUUAUGAGUAUAUUGCAUGUGUGUACAAGGCCGUAGGAUCAUUCGUGUUUGGAGCGGCGUUGAGUCAGUCUCUGACUGAUAUCGCCAAAUACACCAUCGGCCGUCUGCGACCGCACUUUCUGACCGUGUGUAAACCAGACUGGAGCCUCAUUGACUGUAAAUCGGGUUAUAUUGAGAACUUCACAUGCACAGGAGAUCCAGUCAUCAUCAAUGAAGGCCGACUUUCCUUUUAUUCUGGUCACUCAUCAUUCUCCAUGUACUGUAUGCUGUUCCUCGCGCUGUAUAUUCACUCUAGAAUGAGAGCAAGUUGGGCUCGACUGGUUCGUCCGACUCUGCAGUUCUCUUUCAUCGCCGUGUCUCUUUACGUGGGUCUGUCGCGCGUCUCUGAUUAUAAACACCACUGGAGUGAUGUUCUCACUGGAUUCGUUCAGGGAGCCGCUGUGGCACUGUUUACUGUGUUCUUUGUAUCGGAUCUGAUCAGCGCCAAACGCACGUCAGAUAAAGACGAUGAGAUCUCACACACGAGUCAGCAGGAGACGUCAGAUCCGCCGAACCACUACGGCAGCACAGACUAACACAGAACGCACUGGAUUUGGAAGGAAUCGUUGUGGAUUUUUCAUUUUUACAGUAACAUGCAAUCCUUUCCACAACUGAUUCACUUCAAUUUUAUAAUAUUACUGCGCAAAAGAUCAUUUUUCAUAAUGCACAGCAGUAGAGAAGAUUAAAAUGUCAUCAUGAUAAAUACAGCGGCAGUGCAACAAUAUUCACACUGCAGUGGCUGCAUAUACAUUACAUUUAUAUUUAGUCGUUUAGCGGAUGCUUUAUCCAAAGCAACUUACAAAUGAGGACAAUAGAAGCAAUCAAAAUAAAUAAGAGCAAUGAUAUACUAGUGCUAUAACAAGUCUCAGUUAGCGUAAUGGAGUCAUGUUAUAAAUAAAAAGAAAACUAAAAAAUAAAAGGAUAGAAUAGGUAAAUAAUAGAUCGAGUUAGUGUUAGAGGCCUUUUUUACUUUUAUUAAUUGUAUAAUAAAUAAGACCGAUAUAAUGCAAAAAGAUUAGAGAAGCCAUUUUUAAGAAAACAAGGUGUUGAAUAAAUAGGAGGAUUAGAAUAGAGAGUGCUGAAGUUAGAGGGUCAAAAACAGGUGGAAGAGAUGUGUUUUUUGUUGAUUCUUCAAACAUUAAUGCCUUGAAUUUAAUGCGAGCAGUUAUUGGUAGCCAGUGCAAAUUGAUAAACAGAGGUGUGACAUGUAUUCUUUUCAGCUCAUUAAAACUGAAUCUUGCUGCCGCGUUUUUAAUUAAUUGUAAAGGUUUGAUAGAACUGGCUGGAAGACCUGCCACGAGAGCAUUGCAAUAGUCCAUCCUGGACACAACAAGAGCUUGAACAAGGAGUUGUGCAGCAUGUUCCGAAAGAAAGGGCCUGAUCUUCUUGAUGUUGAACAAAGCAAAUCUGCAGGAUCGGACAGUUUUAGCAAUGUGGUCUGAGAAAGUCAGCUGAUCAUCAAUCAUAACUCCAAGGCUUCUAGCUGUUUUUGAAGGAGUUAUGGUUGAUGUGCCUAACUUGAUGGUGAAAUUGUGAUGAAACGAUGGGUUUGCUGGAAUCACAAGCAGUUCUGUCUUGGCAAGGUUGAGUUGAAGGUGAUGGUCAAUCAUCCAGGAAGAAAUGUCUGUUAGACAAGCUGAGAUGCGAAUAGCUACCGUCGGAUCAUCAGGAUGGAAUGAGAGGUAGAGUUGAGUGUCAUCAGCAUAGCAGUGGUAUGAAAAGCCAUGUUUCUGAAUGACAGAACCUAAUGAUGCCAUGUAGACAGAGAAGAGAAGUGGUCCAAGAACUGAGCCCUGAGGCACCCCAUAGUUAGAUGUUGCGACUUGGACACAUCACCACUCCAAGGUACUUUGAAGGACCUAUUUGAUCGGUAAGACUCAAACCACUGGAGUGCGGUUCUUGAGAUGUCCUUUGUCAGUAGGGUUGACAGGAACAAGUUAAGUAUUGAAGAUUUGGAUCCCGCUCUUGUCAGUCUUAGGGCUUCAGAUUCUCAGUUGAAUGUCCACUUCUGAAGCCAGAUUGGUUGCUGUCAAGGAGGUUGUUCUGUGUGAGAAAGGCAGAGACUUGGUUGAAGUUAUAUUAGUUAUUGCUCUGAAUGUGGCAGUGUAAAAAAAAUUGUCUUUCCUUACAGACCUUGUAGUGUUAUUUAUACAACUAAAUGUUCCUACUCUGUGUUUAUUAGAUUCUGAGCAACCUUUAACUUCUAUGGGACCCUUUCCAUUACAUUAUAGUAUAAAGAGGUUCUUUAGAUUAUUAAAAGUUUUUCACAGUAAGAAAAGAUGGUCCACUGACAAAAUAAUGGUUCUUCUAUGGCAUUGCUGUGAAAACACCCUCCUGUAAGUUUUAUUUUUAAGAGCGUAUGCAACCCUAGCCAUCAAGCAAUCCAACAUUUCUAUAUGAUAAUAUUAAUGCAGUAACCAAGUACACGUCUUAUUUCAGCUAGGUUGUUUUUAAAUGUUAAAGAAGACUAUAUCAACCAAUGUAUCGUACACUUGACUGUAAACCCUUUAUUUCUAUGGUUUACAGUUGCUUUCUUUUGUGUGUUUGUCAAAUUGUCAUAAUAAAAAGGAAAGUAGUUGUGGACCGAAAUAUGAACAUCCAAAGUUUUUCAAUUGCAUUGAAUUCAACUCAUUUUGUGUUUAUUUUAAUAAUUUGUAUUUUUAUUGUUUUUAAUGCAAAUGUUUUUUUUUAAAUGAAAAUAGAAUUCAUAGUGUUACUUUUUUUUUCAUUUUUAUUAUUUUUAAUGCAAAUGGUAAGACCUCAAGCUGUAAAUGUCCAAGCACUUGAAUCAUUUUUGUUUAUGUUUUUAAUAGCUUUAAAUGCAACUUUUUUAUAUGUUUUUUUUAUGUGCUGUUUUAUUUUUAAUUCACUGGCAGCUGUGCUAGUGUGAACCAAUGAAACAUGGUACUGUAAAAUGUUUUUGCAAUUAAAGCUCUGCCAGACCAA